Molecule: messenger RNA, 3200 nt
Organism: Calidris pugnax (ruff)
Lineage: Eukaryota; Metazoa; Chordata; Aves; Charadriiformes; Scolopacidae
Gene: MARCO
Product: macrophage receptor with collagenous structure
Exons: 15
Coding region: 83-1528 (481 amino acids)
Cellular component (GO): membrane
Source: RefSeq, a predicted model, not a curated record
UCAGGAGGCAGAUAGGAAGUCCCUUCAGUUCUCUAUUGUCCAUAGUCUAACGAGGCUUUAGGUCAGCCACAAGAAAAUUGUCAUGAAAAUUAAAGACGGGUAUGAAGAAGAUAGAAAUUCAAGAGAUAUGAACACUUGCAGUAUUUCAGACAAGAUCGGAUUUGCCUCAGCUACUACUACAACCUUUCAGAUAAGUGAGCCUCGAAGACAAAGAAAGCCAUCCCCAUGCUGUGGUCGGUCGGUCCUCGUCGUGUACCUGCUGCUGCUGACGGCCACCCAGGUGCUGCUGGCAUACAAAGUGUUUAAGAUGCAGAGAGAGAUAUUGAAACUUCAAGAGCAAAAUACCUCCUCUACAGAAGAGUUUCUGGAAAGCUCCUUUGCCAGCAACCUGAUUUUGGAGAGAAACUCUGCAGAGAAGCACAUGGGACAUGAAGAAAACUGGAGGAGAAGCUUAGAAGAGGAAAUCACCAUAAUUAAAAACAGCAAUGCAAACCUGAUGAUGAUGAUGAGCAACAUCAGCCUGGUUGCAGGGCGUCCUGGACGCAAAGGAGAUCCUGGUCCACCAGGGCUACAGGGACCACCGGGGACAAAGGGAGACCAAGGAAUCCAAGGAUUACAAGGACUGCAGGGUGAGAAGGGGAGCAAAGGAGAUCCUGGUCCUGCCGGCCCACGUGGUGAACCAGGAACGAGAGGAGAAAAAGGAGAUACGGGGCUUGCAGGUCUUCAAGGACAGAAAGGCGAAAUGGGCAAGAAGGGAGACCCCGGGCCUCCUGGACCUAUGGGUCCUCAGGGACAUCAAGGAACCCCAGGACUGCAGGGUUUCAAUGGUAGCACGGGGGAGCCUGGACGUCCUGGUCAGAAAGGAGAGCCAGGCGUAACUGGACAACGUGGACCUGUGGGAAGUCCUGGCCUCGAAGGGAGACCUGGUCAGAAAGGGGAGAAGGGGGACCGUGGGCCCAGUGGUAGUCCAGGAGUACCAGGCAUUAAUGGACUCAAAGGCGAAAAAGGAGACAUAGGAGUAACAGGUCCUCCAGGGCCAAUGGGAGCAAAGGGAAACCCGGGCCUUCCAGGCAUCCCAGGCCCAACUGGUGAAAAAGGAAGCAAGGGUGAUUAUGGCAGUCCUGGUCCCAAAGGAGAUCCAGGAUUAAAAGGUGCUAAGGGAGACCGUGGAUCACCUGGUUCCCCAGGAACAAAAGGGAGCAAAGGUGAAAAGGGACAAGGCAUCUUCAGUUCUUCUGUACGAAUCGCGGAAGGAGGCAGGAGGGGGCGGGUGGAAAUCUUUCACAAUGGGGCCUGGGGGACAAUAUGUGACGAUGGUUGGGGCACCCAAGAUGCGACUGUGGUCUGCCGAAUGCUGGGAUACAGCCAUGCGAUCUCUACCUUCACAGCCACACCAGGCUCUGGGGAAAUUUGGCUUGAUGACGUGAAUUGCAGUGGGAGCGAAGCCUCAAUCUUCGACUGUCAGAAGCCCGGCUGGGGAGUGCACAACUGCUCGCACAACGAGGACGCUGGUGUGGAGUGUGCAUGAUGGGUUGUGGAGGCUGCUCUGGGAGCUGCCACCCCCUUCUGUCUCUACGGGGCUCUUGUUCAUAACGCAAACCCAAUUUUGUCAGGCUGCGCUUGUAGUUUCUUUACCAGGUCAUAAAAAUAUUGACAGAGAAAGUUGAAUUUUCUGUAAAUCGAUAAUGGUUACAAGACCCACAGGUAACCUGAAACAUCCCAGCUGUCACGAAACAACUGGAGGUCAGGCACGUGAGCCAGUUCACAGCUUUUCCCUCUAUCGGACAUCAGCUCAUCUGCAGUAGCUCACACGUGUGUGACCUCAAACUCUGCAGGGGAGGAGAGAUGGUCCACUUUAGCUUAGUGCAGCAAGAGAGAACGGGAUAAGCAUGUAGACAUGGGAUGUUACUGCAGCUGAGCUGGCUAGUCCAUCUUCAUCACAGCACAGUUGUGAACCUGAGCUUAGAACCCCCAGUGAAAUACACACACCCAAGACAGGAGAUGCUCGGAAAUCAUCAGAUGAUCUCUCUGGCAUCCAAAUAAAAUGAUCUCCAGAAAUCAUGUUGAUCACAGUUUAAAGCACAAAACUAAGUGGUUGGGAUCUAGGCGCUGCACUAUUCUGGUUUGACCUUGUUUUUGACCUUGGCUAUGUCCCCUGCUUUUUCUCUCAGUGUUUCCUAACCUGUCCCUGGGAACAACACCCCUUACCUUACCUGGUGUAUAAAGCUAUUCAUAACUUUAGAAAUUAGAUGCUCCAGUAAAGUAAAGGGAUAACGAAUAAAAGCGAUAAUGGGGAAACAUCAAACAAUUAAACUUCCAGAGUGAAAAUUCGGACCCUAAACCAAAGGCUUCUACCAUACUGAAAAUCUCAUGUGUGUCUGAGAUAACAACUGAAAAGCUUCACUUUCUUAAGGCCCAAGUAUUGCUCUUUUCCACCAGCUCUGGACAUUGGGCAGGUGACAAGCAGCCUGCAUGCACGUAGCCAGGCUCAUCCCAACCACCAAUGUGGACAUUUUGUUUAAAAUGUCAGAAAUACAUGUAAGCAACCCCACAUCUCUGCCUUGAUGCGAGUCAUAAUUGCAUUUGCCUACACAGUUCUGAAACUAGUUUUUAGUGCUUAGAAAUCCAGAUAUAAGUGGAAAACCCAAGCAGUGCUGGUAAGAGCAGCAGACAAUGGGGCAUCCAGGGCCAACGUGGGUGAGAAGACCCAGCAGCGUGCAGGGUCUGGUAGUGCAGUCUGCAACAAAGCUCAUCACUGCUUUGAAGCAAAGGAAAUGUUUGUUACGGGGUCUCAAGCCUCAGGAAAGAAGUCUGGAAAAUCCAGAAAGUUUUGCAGUAUCCAUUCCGAUGCUUUUGACAGCAGGAAAAUGAAAAGAGCUGCUUACCUUUGCUGCUUCUGGUUUAGAGGGGGCAAGGAGCACCUGCUGCAAACCAUGGGUGAAACCAGAUGAAUGACAACUAUUUCAGAGCUGGUGGAAAAGGACAGUGUCUCACCUGCACAAAAAGAGACAAAAGCUUUUGGUUCUGGUAGGGAGCCCCAGCAGCACUCACAGCACGCUGAGUACCAGCCCUUGGGCUAACACAGCUUUCUGCAGGGCUCCCGUGGCCAGUGCUGGGCCUGCACGUGUUUCCUUCAUCUUUUAGUGUGUGUGUGUGUGUGUCAGCAUGUAAAUAAAGCAUUUUCACUGUUAGGAAAUAAA